This is a messenger RNA of Diospyros lotus (date-plum), 1629 nucleotides long. Its product is annotated as F-box protein CPR1-like. The coding region runs from base 177 to 1394 and encodes 405 amino acids. Gene Ontology annotation, molecular function: protein binding. The transcript has a single exon. Lineage: Eukaryota; Viridiplantae; Streptophyta; Magnoliopsida; Ericales; Ebenaceae. The record is from RefSeq and is a predicted model, not a curated record.
ACCGCACUCUCGGGACACGCGUAAUGCUGCACUCUUGCUUAUAACAAAAAUCAAUGUCCUCUGCACACACAGACACAGAGUCACAGACACACACAAAAUUAGGGAAACCCCAUGAAGAUGCAGAAGAAGAGAUCGGUUAAAUUGUUCCGUGAGCUUUGAAGGCAACGACCAAGCAAAUGGAUUGCUCUCCAUCCAGAAAGGCUGCUUCUUCCUCUUCGCAUGCGGUGACCCCAACCGGUGGCGGUGGCGGUGGCGGCGGCGGCGGCGUCUCCGAGAAUCCGACUCCGAAUCCCAAUCCCAAUCUCCCCUCAGAUAUCAUCUCCAACAUCCUCCUAAGGCUUCCCGUGAAGUCUCUUGGUAAGUUCAAGGCUGUAUCCAAACAAUGGCUCGCCGCUAUCACCGAUCCCCAUUUCAUUCGCACACGCCGAGAGCGUUCGCUUCAAAACCCCAAUUUACUGUUGCUACGCACAUCCUACGAGGAUCGCGAUGUUGAACCUGGAAAACCCUUCCACCACACCAAGAAAACUAUGGUUGACAUUUGUGCUCAGAGUUUCGAUGGGAAGCACAAUGCUGAGUUCAAAAUUGAAGUGGACGAUAUUAUCGAGUUACUGCCUUCUAAAUGGGAUUUGAUAUGUUUCAUCGGUGAGACUGGGUUCUACGCCUGCAACCCAAGUACGCAACAGUUGGUGAAAUUGCCGGAGGCCAGUUGUUGUACUUCCGGGGAUAUUAAUGCUGGUAUGGGAUACAUUUCUUCUAGAAAUGAGUUUGUUUUGAUACAUCUGUUCGACAGAUGUUUGGAUUUCAGCGUUGAGUAUGAUAUUGGGUGUGAAAUUAUGAGGUUCACUGAUGGUUGCGUCACUAAUGCUUCUUGGAAGGUGGUGGAAGCUAGUUGCCCUUAUGUGGUCAGAGGGUGGGGGGUGUUGGUUGAGAAUGUGUUUUAUUGGAUGAUUUGGGACCCAUAUGAUCAUCCUGGGCUAGAUGCAAUUGUGUCCUUCGAUUUGGAGUCUGAAGAGUUUGGGACAGUUGAGCCGCCAAAAGGGUGUCUUGACCCUAAUGGAGACUGGUCACUGGUGGAGCUGACAGGGUUAUUAUGUUUAAUUGACUGUACAUCCAAGCCUUCCACUAUGGACAUAUGGGUGUUGAAGGAUUAUGAGAAUCAUGUGUGGGUUAAAAAGCAUAGCAUCGAUCUGAGUAGGUUUGAGGAUGAGUUGUGUAAAUUCAUCAUUCCUCUGGAUCAGCAAGAUGAAGAAAUUCUGAUAGACUCCAAGCAAGACAGUAUCGAGUAUUACAAUUUGGAGAACAAAAGCUUCAACAGAAUGCACAAGCUGAGUGAUGGAGAGUGGACAUGGAUACGGCUUUAUACUGAGAGCUUUUUCUCAUUGCAAGCUCCAUAGGUAUAAUGUUCUUUUGGUUUACAUUUCUUGUUUUCUGUUUAUUUGUUUGUUUAAGGCAGUAGAUAGUGCCAAAGUUCGUGGCUGAACAGUUAUGGGGGGCAAUUGGCUUGGGUGUAUUUUGUUCGGUCUUUUGCUUUUGGUUGAACAAAGUCUGAGGCAACUUUAUUUUGAAUUAAGUAGGCUGGUUGUACCUUUUUAGUUCUUCUAUGAAUUGUUCAGUACCUAUUAUGCUAAA